Ostreobium quekettii is the source of this 414-nucleotide messenger RNA. NCBI's taxonomy places the organism in Eukaryota, Viridiplantae, Chlorophyta, Ulvophyceae, Bryopsidales, Ostreobiaceae. The record is from the annotation of a GenBank genome assembly.
AUGGAGGGACUGUCCGAUGAGUGCAGAGCGGCCCCCAAGUAUGGCGCCAACGGCCGGCAACUGCUUCUCGAAGCCGCGAGCAGACUCGUCGAGGAGGAGGACUUUGUGUUUGCACGACCUGCGCCUCCUGGAUUCAACGCCAAAAAGAAGUUGGAGAGUGCCUUUCGAAUCAGAGAUGCUGGGGCCCUUUAUGAGGCGAUCCCCAAUGAUGAGAAGCCCUUUGUGCCAUACAAUCCUAGAGCCAAACUCCCAAGGUACAAUCGACAGACCAGUGUUGAGAGUCUCACUGGGAAGUACUUGGUGCUGAUUCUGGAACUGGUGGAUGCCGCUGAACGGAAGGCCCUCCAGGUAUUGCAGCUUUGUAUUUCAAUGCACCACUGGACAACUUGCUGGUUGCCGUGCAUCUUGAAUUGA